AUGAGAAUCAACGCCGUUCUCGCCGCCAUCUUGGCUUCUGCCACCUUGGGCGCUGCCAUCCCCGUGAAUGUUGGCCCAAUUGAGGCUCGCGGUGAACUUGAUGCCGACAGCCACCAGUCCUACAGGCGUGCCAACAAUGAUGCGGAUAGCCACCAAUCCUACAGGCGUGAGGUCGCUGAUGCGGACAGCCAUCAGUCCUACAAGCGCGAGGGCGCUGAUGCCGACUCCCACCAGUCUUACAGGCGUGGUGAGGCCGACGCUGAUAGCCACCAAUCCUACAAGCGUGACAACAACGAUGCCGACAGCCAUCAGUCCUACAGACGCGAGGUCGCUGAUGCUGAUAGCCACCAGUCCUACAAGCGCGAGGUAGCUGAUGCUGAUAGCCAUCAAUCGUACAAGCGUGGCGAGGCUGAUGCCGACUCUCAUCAAUCGUACAAGCGUGGAGAGGCCGAUGCUGAUUCUCACCAAUCCUACAAGCGCGAGGGCGCAGACGCCGACUCCCAUCAAUCCUACAAGCGCGGAGAGGCCGACGCGGACAGCCAUCAAUCAUACAAGCGUGGCGAGGCCGAUGCCGACUCUCAUCAGUCCUACAAGCGCGGAGAGGCAGAUGCGGAUAGCCACCAAUCUUAUAAGCGCGGAGGGGCCGACGCUGAUUCACACCAAUCCUACAAGCGAGAGGGUGCUGAUGCCGACAGCCACCAGUCGUACAAGCGCGGAGAAGCGGACGCAGAUUCUCAUCAGUCGUACAAGCGCGGAGAGGCGGACGCGGACUCUCACCAGUCCUACAAGCGUGGUGAGGCCGACGCAGACUCUCAUCAAUCCUACAAGCGUGGUGAGGCCGACGCGGAUAGCCAUCAGUCCUACAAGCGCGAGGGAGCCGAUGCCGACUCCCACCAGUCCUACAGGCGUGACGGUGCUGAUGCUGAUAGCCAUCAGUCUUACAGGCGCGAGAGCGCUGACGCAGACUCUCACCAGUCAUACUAA
Aaosphaeria arxii CBS 175.79 is the source of this 984-nucleotide messenger RNA. RefSeq lists its product as uncharacterized. The transcript is spliced from 2 exons. Bases 1 to 984 code for a protein of 327 amino acids. The record is from RefSeq and is a predicted model, not a curated record. Lineage: Eukaryota; Fungi; Ascomycota; Dothideomycetes; Pleosporales.